AUGGUUUAAUAAAUAGUUCAAUCAAACAGUUUUAGAAUGGAGAAAACGAAUAAAUCCAUAGUCAAUAAUAGAAUUAGAAAAUUGGAUAUUGGGGAAAACAAGAAAAGAAGAAAGAAAAUUAAAUAGAGAUGAAAUAAAAUAGAAAGCAUAAGAGUUGAUAAAUGAGGAAUCUUUUAUAGCAUCAAGAGGAUGGAUAAAACAAUUUAUAUAGAAUAAUGAUAUAGAUUUCAAAGUAAGAGAGAUAUUGUUUGAGAAUGGGAUAUUGAGUGAAUAAUAAGCAUAAAAGUUUUAAUAGGAGAAGGCAAAGAGAAAAGAAUCAAAUAAUAAUGAUAAUUAAGAGACAAUAAGUAAAUAGGAAUAAAUUGAAUAGUUAUUAAAGAUACAAACUUCUGAGUUUAAUUAAUCUAAAGAUUAUUUGCGAAAUGAUUUUGAUGAUGGAGGAUAUUUGGAAUAUUAAGAUUGUUUGGUUGAUUAUGAUGAUUCUCAUUAAUAUUUAUGA
Messenger RNA from Paramecium sonneborni, 499 nucleotides. Lineage: Eukaryota; Ciliophora; Oligohymenophorea; Peniculida; Parameciidae. The record is from the annotation of a GenBank genome assembly.